UAUCCAUAAAAAAGAAUAUUAAUUCUCAUAUGUAAUUUUGUGAAUUAACCGGAUAAAUAAACGGCAUCAUUGUGGAUUACCAACAGCAUAUCGAUUACCGAAAUUUUAUUUCGCAGAAGAACGGACACCUAAAAAUGGCAACAGCCACAAAAGGUAAACGUCCGUUACGUCAUCUAUCAGCCUGCGAUAAGAUAAUGGCCAUCCAAAGAAUUCAUGAUGGCGAAUCAAAGGCAUCAGUUGCACGUGAUAUAGGCGUACCGGAAUCAACACUUCGCGGAUGGUGUAAGAACGAAGAGAAGCUCCGUUGUAUGUCAAGACAAUCGCUUGAGAAUGCCGAUAAGUUGAAUCAAUCGCCAAACUUAUCUGCUAUGUCGGAACUGUUUAAUGGACCCGAUUCAAAGCGUAUGAAACUCGAUCCUGCAUCGCUUUUUGACACAAAUGGUAAAUUAAAGUAUGAUGACUAUGCAUCACAUUUUAAAAAUGGACGAUCAUUGGGACUAGAUUUAUCGGGUGGCAAUGACAAGCGUUUAUCAUUAGAUCAUAAUGAUAUGAACAUGAGUGGAUUUCAAGCACCCGAUUUUAGUGCAUUCGCAAAACAAUCAGCUGAAUUAAGUAAAUCAAUGUCAAAGGCAUCAAAAGGCUAUGGUGCUGAUCUAAGUAAACAAAAUGAUCCAACCAAAGCUGACUUAUCAAUGGCUGCCAUAUCACCACUUACUAGUUUAUCACAUUUAUCAGGCAUGUCGGCACUCGGACAAAGUCCAUUAGCAUUAAGUUUCAAUGAUAUUGCAUCAAAUUUAAAUCUAUUGGCACAACUAAAUCCAUCAUUGGCUGCAAUGUCAGGUUUAACAGGACUGCCGGGUAUGAAUGGCUCACCAUCGUCAUCGCGUGGACAACGUAAUGUUAAAUCAACAAGUCCCAUACCAUCGCCACGUUCGACAAUGAGCGGUGCUGAUAAUGAUAAGCCAUCACUUACAGUCAAAAAUUUGGCAAAAUUACAACAAAAGACAUCAUCAAAUGACAUCAUGAGGGGACAAAUGUUAGAUAAAUACAAGAAAUCACUUCCUGAAAUGGCACCAAAUAAUGGUAUGAGUAGUGAUGAUGCAUUAUGGUAUUGGCUAAAGUCACAACAAGCUAUGAUGGGAUUAAAUUCACUCUAUAAUCAAACACAAUUACCGCCACGUUCAUCUAGUCCAAAAACAUCAUCUCCAAUGCCGCAUCAUCCAAUUGGAACACCAACACAUGAGAUAAGCUCACCAGCACCUCCACCACAAGCAUCACCAUCACUAGAAACAGCAGAUGAGAAUAUGAAGAAUGCACAAGGCGGUUCUGCAUGGUUUUGGCAAUGGUAUAAGACAUUUGGUGCUUCAUUAAUGGGUGAUAAGAAUAAAAUGACACCAAGUGGAAGCAAAGAGGCAUAUGAGAAUAUUCUCUAUUCUCAAUUGACAAAAGGAUCGAAUUCAGCAUCGCCUGGUCCAAAUGGUAAUAUCAAUAACAAUACGAUCAAUAAUAAUUUUAAUAUACAAACGAAUGCUGAGAGUGAGAGUGACACACCAAAGCCCGAGGAUUUAUCAAAUCAUCAAGAUGUCAAUGGACAUCAUUUCCAUGAUGAUGAUAGUAUUAAUAAUAUUUCACCGAUACCGGGCGAUGAACAUCAUCAAAAGUUAGCGGCUGACGAUGAUGAUCAUCAUGAUCUUGAUAUUGUAAAGGCAAAGAGUCAACUUGACGAUGCAUUAAUGCAACAAUCACCAGACAAUUGCAAAAUGAGUGGCGAUGAGGCAUCAUGUGAUGUAAAUAAUGACAGUAAUAACAACAAUAAGAAUGGCGGUGAUGAUGACAUAAAGUCACCAACUGAGGCAUUGGAAUAUGGUGAGAAGUUCCUCAAGUACCUGGAAUCUUACAGUGAUCCAUCACUAACUGCAAUGCAAGUCAUGCAAUUCCGAUAUUUACUCAAUAGCAUAAAGGCUAGCGUAGAACGUGCACAAAAUAAUGUCAGUGGCUCAUCAUCCGGUGCAUCGUCAUCGGCUGAAUGUGAAAAGUUUCGUCAUCGACGUAGGAAAUAGGGAAAACCGUUGAGAAUGAAUAGUUGUAUUAAAAUGGUACACGAUGAAUUGGAGGACUUUGCCACGCCAUAUACAAUCGUGUAUCCAUAUGAUAAUGAUGAAUAUGUGUAUGAUAAUGAACAAUUUAAUAAUGAGUCGAGUGAUUCUAUGGAUUCUGAAAUGGAUUAUAAUUAUGGUGAUGAAUAUUUCUAUUGAAAGAAAAAAAACAAUUUAUUAUAUUUGAGAUUGAAAUCAUCACAGCUAAGAUUAUGUCCUAAUUAUUAUUUUACUGAUAA
Messenger RNA from Chironomus riparius, 2335 nucleotides. NCBI's taxonomy places the organism in Eukaryota, Metazoa, Arthropoda, Insecta, Diptera, Chironomidae. The record is from the annotation of a GenBank genome assembly.